GUCAAAUAACAAUGGGCUCAAUAAUUUACUAACACGGAGGAUGUGAGUUUUGCUCUGCUUGACUGUUAUUUUUCUACAAAUUUGGGAAGAAGCUAAUUCGGCUAUUUGUGUGCUACAGUUAGCCGGUUUUACUUGACUUCCGCUACGAACUCUUCCGCUGUUGGCAUGUUAGCGCGCGACUGGCACAGUGCCACACAUUGACUUGGCAUAUGUACUACAGGGACCGCGGUUGAAUUCAGCGGCUUAGUUUAAAACGUGAAAUCGUGCGCUGUAAUCGUAUCGCAGCCAUGUAAACACACUUUGAGGCUCUUCCCUCCACGACACACACACAAAAAAACAACGGUGUGAGGAACUCGUACACUUCAACUACAGCCAGCGAAACACUGCUACCAGAAACAGCUGAGAGGACUUAGCAGUCACCUGUUGAAGAUCCAAGGAUGGCGGGGAAGAGACGAGGCAGAGGAAACCACGGGCACGGGCAGCAGCAGCAGCAGGCUGCACAGAAGCAGAAGCCUGGCCUUCGUAGGCAGGCUCUGAGGGAGCCAGCAGCGUUUGCCAGUUCCCAAGGUUAUGAACCAGAGACCGCCCACGAAAAACUAACUAUUGCACAAGCUCGCAGGGGAACACCAGCCAAUCGUCCGGCGCGAGUCUACGCUGACGGGAUAUUUGAUCUUUUCCAUUCGGGACACGCUCGUGCUCUGAUGCAGGCCAAAAAUCUGUUCCCCAACACUUAUCUGAUCGUAGGAGUGUGCAGUGAUGAACUCACCCACCAGUUCAAAGGCUACACGGUGAUGACGGAGGACGAACGGUACGAAGCCCUGAGACACUGUCGCUAUGUGGACGAAGUGGUGCGAGACGCUCCCUGGACCCUAACCACGGAGUUCCUGAAGAAACACAAGAUCGACUUCGUGGCCCACGACGACAUCCCGUACACCUCCGCGGGAUCAGAGGACGUUUACAAGCACAUCAAGGAAGCGGGCAUGUUUGUGGCCACUCAGAGGACAGAGGGCAUCUCCACAUCUGACCUCAUCACUCGCAUCGUCCGAGACUACGACAUCUACGUCCGCCGCAACCUGCAGAGAGGCUACACGGCCCGAGAGCUGAAUGUCGGAUUCAUAAACGAGAAAAAGUACAGACUGCAGAACCAAGUGGACAAGAUGAAGGAGACGGUGCGUACGGUGGAGGAAAAGUCCAAGCAUUUUGUCUACAGAGUGGAGGAGAAGAGCCAGGAUCUCAUCAACAAGUGGGAGGAGAAGUCACGGGAAUUCAUCAGCAACUUCCUGGAGCUCUUUGGACCCGACGGAGCCUGGCAUGUCAUUCAGGAGCGCAGCGGUCGGAUGCUGCAGGCCCUGUCGCCCUACUCCUCGCCCCGCGGCUCCCCCAGCAGCAGCCCCACCAGGGCCCGCUCUCAGGACUCCUCCCCGACCUCCGCCUCCCCCUCUUCAUCUUCUCUGUCUCCUCCUUCCUCCCCAUCCUCACCCAAGAAGGGAACGCGCCGCUCUCUGAAGUCCGCCUCGGUGUACAGCCGUCAUGUGCAGUGAGCUCAUCUCCAGGAGUCAGAAGACUGGUGAUUGGUGGAGCAUUUUCUGAGGAAACUUUCACUGUGGGGAGAACGACAAUGUUUAAUUUAUUACUGCUCCAUUUGAAGUAAAUUAUACUGCAUACUGUACUGUAACUCUUCUCUUCUCACCCUCUCGUGUCUUCACCUCUGCGUCUAUGAAGAGGAAUAAAUUUGAAUUUUUCUUUCUGUCACAUUUC
Cynoglossus semilaevis (tongue sole) is the source of this 1758-nucleotide messenger RNA. Its product is annotated as choline-phosphate cytidylyltransferase B-like. The record is from RefSeq and is a predicted model, not a curated record. The transcript has 9 exons. Bases 438 to 1541 code for a protein of 367 amino acids. Lineage: Eukaryota; Metazoa; Chordata; Actinopteri; Pleuronectiformes; Cynoglossidae. Gene Ontology annotation, biological process: CDP-choline pathway. Gene Ontology annotation, molecular function: phosphatidylcholine binding; choline-phosphate cytidylyltransferase activity.